This is a messenger RNA of Gracilinanus agilis (Agile Gracile Mouse Opossum), 2319 nucleotides long. RefSeq names its product DEAD-box helicase 1 (gene DDX1). The record is from RefSeq and is a predicted model, not a curated record. NCBI's taxonomy places the organism in Eukaryota, Metazoa, Chordata, Mammalia, Didelphimorphia, Didelphidae. The transcript is spliced from 26 exons. Bases 21 to 2243 code for a protein of 740 amino acids. Gene Ontology annotation, molecular function: RNA helicase activity; ATP binding; protein binding.
GGGGCGCAGACAACGCUAAGAUGGCGGCCUUCUCAGAAAUGGGUGUCAUGCCCGAGAUUGCUCAAGCCGUGGAGGAGAUGGACUGGCUCCUCCCAACUGAUAUCCAGGCUGAGUCCAUCCCACUUAUCCUAGGAGGAGGUGACGUGCUUAUGGCUGCAGAAACAGGAAGCGGGAAGACUGGUGCUUUCAGCAUUCCAGUCAUCCAGAUAGUUUAUGAGACCCUCAAGGACCAGCAGGAGGGCAAGAAAGGGAAGACGACGGUGAAAACUGGAGCUUCAGUGCUCAACAAAUGGCAGAUGAACCCAUAUGACCGAGGAUCGGCUUUUGCCAUCGGGUCUGACGGUCUUUGUUGCCAGAGCCGAGAAGUGAAGGAGUGGCAUGGGUGUAGGUCCACGAAAGGAGUGAUAAAAGGCAAAUACUACUACGAGGUGUCCUGCCACGACCAAGGGCUGUGCCGAGUCGGCUGGUCGGCUUCCCAGGCCUCCCUCGAUCUGGGCACAGACAAGUUUGGCUUUGGCUUUGGCGGAACCGGGAAGAAAUCCCACAACAAGCAGUUUGAUGGUUACGGAGAGGAGUUCACCAUGCACGACACGAUCGGAUGCUACCUGGACAUCGACAAAGGGCAGGUCAAGUUUUCCAAAAACGGAAAAGAGCUCGGCCUGGCCUUCGAAAUACCGGCACACCUGAAGAACCAGGCGCUCUUCGCCGCGUGCGUCCUGAAGAAUGCGGAACUGAAAUUUAACUUUGGGGAAGAAGAAUUUAAGUUUCCCCCCAAAGAUGGGUUUGUUGGUCUCUGCAAGGCUUCCGAAGGCCACGUUGUGAAGUCUCAGCACACAGGAAGCGCCCAGGUGGCUCAGACCAAGUUCCUGCCCAACGCCCCGAAAGCGCUCAUUGUGGAGCCGUCACGUGAGCUGGCCGAGCAGACCUUGAACAACGUGAAGCAGUUCAAGAAAUACGUCGACAACCCGAAGCUGAGGGAGCUCCUGAUCAUUGGUGGGGUGGCUGCCCGGGAUCAGCUCUCUAUCCUGGAACAAGGGGUGGACAUAGUGGUCGGGACUCCAGGAAGGCUGGACGACUUGGUGUCCACCGGGAAGCUCAACUUAUCCCAGAUCCGCUUCUUGGUUCUGGAUGAGGCUGACGGGCUUCUUUCCCAAGGCUACUCGGACUUCAUCAACAGGAUCCACAACCAGAUUCCUCAGAUCACCUCGGAUGGGAAAAGACUGCAGGUCAUCGUCUGCUCGGCCACUCUGCACUCUUUUGAUGUCAAGAAGCUUUCGGAAAAGAUCAUGCACUUCCCGACCUGGGUGGACCUGAAAGGAGAGGAUUCUGUCCCCGAAACCGUGCACCACGUUGUGGUUCCUGUGAACCCCAAAACGGACCGACUGUGGGAGAGGCUGGGCAAAACUCACAUCCGGACUGACGAAGUGCACGCGAAAGAUAACACGAGGCCAGGCGCCAACAGCCCCGAGAUGUGGUCCGAAGCCAUCAAGAUCCUGAAGGGGGAGUACACGGUGCGGGCCAUCAAGGAGCACAAGAUGGACCAGGCCAUCGUCUUCUGCAGGACCAAGAUCGACUGCGACAACUUGGAGCAGUACUUCAUGCAGCAGGGCGGAGGUCCGGACAAGAAGGGCCACCAGUUCUCCUGCGUCUGUCUUCACGGAGACCGAAAGCCUCACGAGAGGAAGCAAAACCUGGAGAGGUUCAAGAAAGGAGACGUUCGGUUUCUGAUUUGCACUGAUGUGGCUGCCAGAGGGAUCGACAUCCACGGGGUGCCCUACGUCAUCAACGUCACCCUGCCCGACGAGAAGCAGAACUACGUCCAUCGCAUCGGCCGAGUUGGCCGGGCAGAAAGGAUGGGUCUGGCCGUGUCCCUGGUGGCGACAGAGAAGGAGAAGGUCUGGUACCACGUCUGCAGUAGCCGCGGGAAGGGCUGCUACAACACCCGGCUGAAGGAGGACGGCGGCUGCACCAUCUGGUACAACGAGAUGCAGCUGCUGGCCGAGAUCGAGGAGCACCUCAACUGCACCAUCUCCCAAGUGGAGCCGGACAUCAAAGUCCCCGUGGACGAGUUCGACGGGAAGGUGACCUACGGCCAGAAGAGAGCCGCCGGGGGGGGCACGUACAAGGGCCACGUGGACAUCCUGGCGCCCACCGUGCAGGAGCUGGCGGCCCUCGAGAAGGAGGCCCAGACGUCCUUCCUGCACCUCGGCUACCUGCCCAACCAGCUCUUCAGGACCUUCUGAGGAGGCCGCCCGGCCUGCCGGCCCGCUUGUCGAUUGUCCACAAUAAAAGGACCGGCCUGGCCGCCGCGUGCUCACA